CUCCCGCCCGCUGGGCUGUGGAGUGACACGGGGCUUGGCCCUGGGCAGGGCUGAGGGCUGCAAGCUAGUCGGCGGCCGGGGUGGCAGCGGUGGGCCUGCGAGCGCGAUUUGAGUGCCCAGCUACUCUUGAUGAAGAUAUGUUGGACUAACUGCUGAAAUUGUUUUUUAUUGACAAGAGACAGUCCAUUUGUUUUCGUUUACUUUUGUUCACCCCACUGCUUUGAGCUUUACUGUAACGGCUGAGAAACUAGGAGAAUAAAAUGAACACUCUGUGAUCUUGAACCUUCUUUUUGAGGAAAAAUUAAGGUGCCAGAGUGAAAGCCAGAAUGGCAUCCAGAGAGAGGCUCUUUGAACUUUGGAUGCUUUAUUGUACAAAGAAAGAUCCAGAUUACCUGAGACUAUGGUUGGACAAUUUUGUUUCAAGUUACGAGCAAUUUUUAGAUAUUGAUUUUGAAAAGAUGCCUACCAGGGUAGAUGAUGUGCCUCCAGGAAUAUCUCUGCUUCCUGAUAAUAUUCUUCAGGUUUUGAGGAUCCAACUCCUACAUUGUGUUCAGAAGACAGCAGAUGGGUUAGAGGAACAGCAACAAGAACUGUCAGUUUUGCUUGUCAAGUUCUUCAUUAUUCUUUGCAGGAAUCUAUCAAAUGUGGAAGAAAUUGGGACUUGCUCUUACAUUAAUCAUGUCAUUACCAUUACAACACUUUAUAUUCAGCAAUUAAAAAGCAAAAAAAAGGAGAAGGAAAUGGCUGAUCAGACCCCUAUUGAAGAAUUUGUGAUCCAUGCUUUGGCAUUUUGUGAAAGUUUAUAUGAUCCAUAUAGAAAUUGGAGACAUCGAGUUUCAGGACGAAUCCUUAGUUCUGUGGAAAAAAACAGACAGAAAUACAAACCAGCUUCUCUCACCGUGGAAUUUGUUCCUUUCUUUUAUCAAUGUUUUCAGGAAAGUGAACAUCUCAAGGAAAGUCUUAAGUGUUGCUUAUUGCAUCUCUUUGGAGCCAUUGUAGCCGGUGGGCAGAAGAAUGCUUUGCAAGCAAUUUCUCCAGCCACUAUGGAAGUUCUUAUGCGUAUUUUGGCAGAUUGUGAUUCAUGGGAGGAUGGCGAUCCUGAUGAAGUGUGUAGGAAGAUAGAACUAACUCUGAAAUGCCUCACAGAAGUGGUACAUAUCCUUCUCACUAGCAGCUCUGACCAGCGUCAAGUGGAAACCAGUACUAUCCUGGAGAACUAUUUUAAAUUGCUAAAUUCAGAUCAUUCAGCUUUACCUCAAAGGAGGUCUAGGCAGUGGGAAAGUCGAUUUAUAGUUCUACAGAUCAAGAUGCUCAAUACCAUCACAUCCAUGUUAGACUGCACAGACAGGCCUGUUCUUCAGGCCAUUUUUCUUAACAGCAAUUGCUUUGAACAUCUAAUACGACUGCUACAGAACUGCAAGCUGUUUUUAAAUGCUCACAGUAAGGUGGCAGACAAGAACGAGAAAGACCUUGCCAACAAAUUACUGACAGAAAUGAAUGAGGACCAGGUGUUUCAGGGACCACUGGAUUGUUUGGCUGUGUCAGCCAUUCAGGCUUUGACAGCGGUGAUGAAGAAAUCUCCAGCUGCUAAGGAAGUAUUUAAAGAAAGAAUUGGUUAUACACAUAUGUUUGAGGUACUAAAAUCUCUGGGUCAGCCACCACUGGAACUGCUCAAAGAACUUAUGAAUAUGGCUGUAGAGGGUGAUCAUACUUCAGUUGGUAUUUUGGGCAUUAGUAAUGUCCAUCCCCUCUUGGUUCUUAUCCAAUGGCUUCCAGAGCUAGAAUCCCAUGACUUACAGAUCUUCAUUUCUGAUUGGCUGAAGAAAAUUUGUUGUAUUAAUAAACAGAGUCGAACUACUUGUGUGAAUGCAAACAUGGGAAUGAGAAUCAUUGAAACCCUAGAUUCCCAUUCUUCCUUACAUCGAACUUGUGCCGAGAACUUGAUUGCAAUCCAUGGUUCCUUGGGGAGUCAGUCUGUGAGCUCAGAAGAAAUUCGUCGACUAUUAAGAUUGCUGAGAGUGGAUGAAUCUGAGUUUAUUCACCCAUAUACCAUUCCUGUGACUCGUGCAAUACUCACAAUGGCACGGAAACUAAGUCUAGAGAGUGCACUGCAGUAUUUUAAUCUGUCUCAUAGUAUGGCAGGUAUUUCUGUGCCUCCCAUACAGAGAUGGCCAGGGUCUGCAUUCUCUUUUACUGCUUGGUUUUGCUUAGAUCAGGAUCAGUUAACCCUUGGCAUUACUAACAAAGGAGGAAAAAGAAAACAGUUAUACAGCUUUUUUACAGGAAAUGGCAUGGGUUUUGAAGCUUUUAUUAACCAUUUAGGUAUGUUGGUUGUGGCAGUGUGCACAAAAAGAGAAUAUGCAACAGUUAUGCUUCCUGACCACAGUUUCUGUGAUUCCCUCUGGCACAACAUAACCAUUGUUCACAUGCCUGGAAAAAGGCCCUUUGGUCAGAGUCUUGUGUAUAUCUAUGACAAUGGACAACAAAAGGUUUCUGCUCCUCUCAGAUUUCCUGCCAUGAAUGAACCAUUUACUUCCUGUUGUAUUGGUUCAGCUGGGCAGAGAACCACUACUCCUCCACCGUCUCAAAUCCCAGAUCCACCAUUUUCUUCUCCUAUUACUCCUCAUCGGACAUCAUUUGGUGGCAUAUUAUCAUCGGCCUCCUGGGGAGGAACAACAGAAAAAUCAAAAUUAAUUACCAAGUUAAUUUCAGCUGGAACCCAAGAUAGUGAAUGGGGGUGUCCCACAUCCUUGGAGGGUCAGCUAGGUUCUGUUACCAUCUUCCAUGAAGCACUGCAACCUCCUCAGGUGAAGGCAUUAUAUUUAGCAGGUCCAAAUUGCUUAAGCCCUUGGAAGUGUCAAGAGUUUGACAUGGCCGACCUACCCAGUAAUGUCCUCCUUCAUUACACAGCCAAGGCUUGCAAAAAUUCAAUUUGCCUUGACCUGUCUACUAAUUAUCUGCAUGGAAGAUUAACAGGACACAAAGUAGUAAACUGGGACAUUAAGGACGUUAUCAACUGCAUAGGUGGAUUAAAUGUACUUUUUCCUUUACUGGAACAAAUAAGCCACUGUAGUGUAGGAAAGACUUCUGAAGGAAUGAAUGAAAGCACAGUUCCUGAAUUAAUACCACCUAUAGAAAAAGAAUCUAUGGCAUUGGCAUCCACAAAGGCAUCAGAGUCAAGACUAGAGAAAAAUCUAGUUGCAACAUUUAUCUUGAUUGUGAAACACUUUAUUCAGAGACAUCCAAUCAACCAGGACAAUUUUAUUCAGUCUCAUGGCGUUCCAAUUCUUGGUGCCUUACUUCAGAAGGUGCCAGGUAUGCUAAUGGAUGUUAACGUCUUGAUGGCAGUUCAGUUACUAAUUGAACAGGUGUCAUUAGAGAAAAAUCUGCUGUUGCUACAGCAAAUGUAUCAGUGUUUGCUUUUCGAUUUCCGUAUUUGGAACCGUGGAGAUUUUCCCUUUCGUAUUGGUCAUAUUCAAUAUCUUUCUACUAUCAUUAAAGACAGCAGGAGAGUUUUCCGAAAGAAGUAUGGUGUACAGUUUCUCCUGGAUACACUUAGGAUUUAUUAUGGACAUGGUUGUACAUGUAAUGAGCUAUCUCCUGAUGAUAUUCGAACUAUAAGGAUGUCUUUGUAUGGACUAAUUAAAUAUUUUCUGUGCAAAGGUGGAACUCAUGAAGAGAUACAAAGUAUUAUGGGUUACAUAGCUGCUACUAAUGAAGAGGAACAGCUCCUUGGAAUUUUGGAUGUACUCUUCAGUCUCCUCCGUACUAGCCCAACGAGGGGUCAACUUUUCUUACUGAUGUUUGAACCAGGAAAUGCAGACAUACUUUACGCUUUGCUGUUAAAUCAGAAGUACUCUGACAAAUUAAGAGAAAUCAUUUUUAAGGUCAUGGAACAAAUGCUGAAAUGUACAAAUGUUUAUGAACGUAGUAAACAACGUAUCCGCCUUAGAGACGUUGGCUAUUCAGGAAUGGGACUCCUUCUUAAUGAAGCACCUAUUAACACUUCUCUCAUUAAAAAUCUUGUCAAUCAAAUCAUUAAUACAGAUCCUGUCAUUAAUUUCAAAGAUCUGUUAUCUGUGGUAUAUAUAUCUCACAGAACACAUGUAAAUGUCAGAGUGAUUCUCUGUAGAAAGAUAUUACGAAUUUUGCAGACCCAGCCAGAUGCAGCAUAUCAGAUAGCACAACAAGUGGGUUGGCAAGACACCUUGGUUAGACUUUUCUUAAAACCAAAUUUUGAAAACGGUAAUUCCCUUUAUAAACAUGGAAGGGCUGUUUCAAUGAAAGAAAAUAAAACUAUGUCAACUGAAGAUUUUAAAAUGAACUCUGAAAAAGUAGAUGAAGAAAAAAUGACAUCAGCAAAUGUAUCUUCAGAUCUUUGGAGCUUGGAGGAUCGGCACUCCCUAAGCUCAAACACGCUGUUAUUUCAAGAAGAUCAUUCUGAAGGAGAAUUGUCUUUUAAGUCAGAGAAUCAAGAAGAAUUCUGGCAUAAUAACCCUUCACAUUUGAGUUUAAAUCUCAGUGGAAUUGACUCUUGUGAACUGAGUGAUAGUGGAAGUCAAAUGCCAGACAGUUCACCUAGUACACCAUCCCCAGUAGAGUCUACUAAAUCAUUUUCUUUGCAGCCUGACAAAGAAAGGAGCAUCACAAAUGAAAUGAGCUUUAGUGACGACUUCUCUUUCCUUGAAAGCCAAGAGAGAUGCGAAGAGGAGCUUCUUCAUUUGCUGACAAGUAUUUUGAAUUAUGUCAUGUGUAAGGGCCUAGAAAAGUCUGAUGAUGAUACUUGGAUUGAACGGGGACAAGUGUUUUCCGCACUAACUAAACCAGGAAUAUCAAAUGAGCUACUUCGACCAUCAGAUGAAAUAAAACUAACUUUGCUACAGAAGAUGUUAGAAUGGGCAGUCACAGAAAAUAGAGAUGCCAAAAAUAGUCCAGUAACUGUUGAAAAUGCCUUCCAACUCAUAUUGAUCAUUCAGGACUUUCUGCAGUCUGAGGGAGUCGUUAAUUCAAGCAUGUGGACUGAGAAGCUUUUAGAGGAUAUCACACAGCUCCUCGACUGUCUUUCAGUAUGGUAUUCUGAGAGUCCAGUAUGGUUAAAACUCUCUCAAAUUCAGAUCCAGUUGCUUCUGGAAUUCAUUGGAAGAGGCAGUUUGCAGGUUUGUGCAGUGGCGUCAGCUAAGUUAAAUACCCUUCUUCAGACCAAAGUAAUUGAAAAUCAGGAUGAAGCAUGCUACAUUUUAGGGAAACUAGAACAUGUUCUAAGUCAGUCAAUCAAGGAACAGACAGAAAUCUACUCAUUUCUUAUACCCCUUAUCCUUACUCUGGUUUCUAAAAUUUAUGAACUUCUCUUCAUGAACUUGCACCUGCCUUCUUUACCAUUUACCAAUGGAAGCUCCUCAUUUUUUGAAGAUUUUCAAGAGUAUUGCAGUUCCAAUGAAUGGCAAGUUUACAUUGAAAAAUAUAUUGUACCUUACAUGAAGCAGUAUGAAACUCAGACAUUUUAUGCUGGUCAUGAGAAAAUGGCACUUUAUUGGAAGAAUUGUUAUGAAACCUUAAUGGUGAAUAUGCAUAAACGAGACCGAGAAGGAGGAGAAAGCAAGCUGAAAUUUCAGGAGUUUUUUGUGGAGCCAUUUAAUCGAAAAGCACGCCAAGAGAACUUAAGGUACAAUAAUAUGCUUAAACAACUUAGCAGUCAGCAGUUGGCUGCCCUUAGAUGCUGGAAGGCAAUAAGGCUCUAUCUUACAAGUGAAAGAGGCCCUUGGGCUGAAAGGAAACUGAAUCGAAUUCACUGGAAACUAGCUAAUGUAGAAAAUUAUUCCCGCAUGAGACUUAAACUGGUGCCGAAUUACAAUUUCAAAACACAUGAGGAGGCUAGUGCCUUAAGAGAUAAUUUAGGUGUGCAUUACUUACAGCCUUCCAAUGAUUCAUUGCUUUUGGAAGUAGUGAAACAAGUUAAAGUUGGUGAUGUGGAGGAAGAUAAAUUAGAACUUCUUGAAGAAGACUUAACAGCCGGAGUAAACAUCAAUGAGAAAGAAGAACAGGAUCAAAAGGAAAAAUUGGUGUUGUCAGAAGACUGUGAACUCAUUACAAUAAUUGACAUAAUUCCUGGCAGAUUAGAAAUAACUACUCAACACAUUUACUUCCAUGACAGCAGCAUUGAAAAAGAAGAUGGAAUAGGCUUUGAUUUCAAGUGGCCUCAUUCUCAAAUUCGAGAGAUUCACUUACGUCGCUACAACUUAAGGAGAUCCGCCCUUGAGAUUUUUCAUGUUGAUCAGUCCAACUACUUUCUCAAUUUCAAAAAAGAGGUUAGAAACAAAGUAUAUAGCAGACUGUUGUCACUUCAUUGUCCUAAUAGUUAUGGAGCGAGAUCACCACAGGAAUUAUUCAAAGCAUCAGGAUUGACACAGAAAUGGGUGAACCGAGAGAUAACAAACUUUGACUACCUCAUUCAAAUAAAUACAAUGGCAGGACGAACCUAUAAUGACCUUGCACAGUAUCCUGUGUUUCCCUGGAUUUUACAAGAUUAUACUUCAGAAGAGUUGGACCUUAAUAACCCCACUGUAUUUCGAGAUCUUUCUAAACCAAUUGGGGUAGUUAAUGAUAAAAAUGCCAAAGCUAUGCGGGAAAAGUAUGAAAAUUUUGAGGAUCCUAUGGGGACAAUUGAUAAGUUUCAUUAUGGUACUCACUAUUCCAAUUCUGCAGGCAUAAUGCACUAUCUUAUCCGUGUAGAACCUUUCACUACCCUCCACAUCCAGCUUCAGAGUGGAAGGUUUGACUGCGCAGAUCGACAGUUCCAUUCCAUCCCGGCUACCUGGCAAGCUCUUGUGGACAAUACAUAUGAUGUGAAGGAGCUUAUUCCUGAAUUCUUCUAUUUCCCAGAGUUUUUGGAAAAUCAGAAUCAAUUUAAUUUGGGUCGCCUACAAGUUUCCAAAGAACUAGUAAAUGACGUCGUUCUCCCUAAAUGGGCUAAGUCAGCUGAAGAUUUCAUCUAUAAACAUAGAAAAGCUCUGGAGUCUGAAUAUGUUUCUGCUCAUCUUCAUGAAUGGAUAGAUCUAAUUUUUGGUUACAAACAGAGAGGGCCAGCUGCAGUGGAGGCACUCAAUGUCUUCUAUUACUGUAGUUAUGAAGGUGCUGUGGAUCUUGAUGCCUUAACAGAUGAAAAGGAAAGAAAAGCCUUAGAAGGGAUGAUUAAUAAUUUUGGACAAACACCUUGUCAGCUGUUAAAGGAACCACACCCUCCUAGAUUAUCAGCAGAAGCAGCUGUACAGAAGCAGACCAAAACAGACACUUCUACCCUAAACCUCUUUCAACACCUCCCUGAACUGAAGUCAUUCUUUAUAGAGGGAAUUAGUGAUGGUAUUCCACUAUUAAAGGCCAUCAUCCCAAAAAAUCAAUCUCGUUCUUUUAUGUCUCAAGGCAGCCCUGAGUUACUGAUAACAGUAAGCAUGAGUUAUGUUAUUGGAACCCAUGGAUGGCUGCCUUAUGACAGAAACAUUUCUAACUACUUCACAUUUAUCAAGGAUCAAACUGUGACAAAUCUAAAAACUCAGCGUACUAUGAAUGGUCCUUUUGCCCCAGGGCUGGAAAUCACUUCUAAGUUAUUUGUAGUAUCACAUGAUGCAAAGUUGCUCUUCAGUGCGGGACACUGGGAUAAUAGUAUCCAAGUGAUGUCACUUACAAAAGGCAAAAUUGUCUCACAUAACAUCAGACAUAUGGAUAUUGUAACUUGCUUAGCUACAGAUUACUGUGGAAUACAUUUGAUUUCUGGCUCCAAAGAUACUACAUGUAUGAUAUGGCAAAUAGCACAUCAGGGAGGUACUCCUGUGGGCUUAGCAUCUAAGCCUUUUCAGAUUCUUUAUGGGCACACUGAUGAAAUAUUGAGUGUGGGAAUCAGCACUGAGCUUGACAUGGCAGUGUCAGGAUCAAGGGAUGGCACUGUUAUUAUACAUACUAUUCAGAAAGGUCAGUACAUGAGGACUUUACGACCACCUUGUGAGAGUUCUCUGUUCCUGAGCAUUCCUAAUUUGGCUAUAUCCUGGGAAGGACAUAUUGUCAUCUACUCUAGCAUUGAAGAAAAGACCACGCUCAAGGAUAAGAACGCAUUGCACAUGUUUUCUUUAAAUGGCAAGUAUCUGGGUUCUCAAGUCCUGAAUGAACAAAUAUCAGACAUAUGUAUAAUUGGAGAACAUAUUAUCACAGGCAGCUUACAAGGGUUCCUGUCUAUAAGAGAUCUCCACAGUUUGAAUCUCAGCAUCACUCCAUUAGCCAUGAGAUUACCUAUCCACUGUGUAUCUGUAACCAAAGAAUACAGCCACAUUCUUGUAGGUUUGGAAGACGGCAAAUUGAUUAUAGUGGGUGUUGGCAAACCAGCUGAGGCUAAGAAAAUUAACUUGAGCACCAGAUGUUUAUUUAAUGAUGAGAGAGACAUGGCAUUUGCCUGUAAGUAUAUUUUAUAUUUUUUUUACUAAAGAAUUCAGUAAAGAAAACUUAAUUAAAUUUUAAGAGAUUAGUUCCCUUUAUAUAUUUAUAUUUAUAUUUAUAAGACGAAUAGCAUUGUCUUUACCUCUUUUUCCAGUGAAAACAUGCAAGUACCUGGACUGUAUUAAAUAUAAAUAUGAUAUUAAAUAUAUAAUAUGGCAUGUAGAGACUGUAUACACGUGUGUAAAGGUGUUUUUAUCUUCAAAUACUGUUAAACAUGUCUUCUAUAAUUCUUAAAACUAUCUUCACAGUUUUUGAGUGGUAUGUAAGAAAUGAAAUGUAUUAUUUUUAUUUGCUAAAUCUGAUGUUUUCAUUUUUCAUCCAGAGCCAUACCUUGAUGUAAGUGUUCUUCUGUCAACAGAAACUAUUCUUUCCCAAUAAUUGAGCAGUCUUAAACAUUCUACAUUGUCAACAAAUACUCAUCUUCAGUAGUUUUUCCUAAUUCAUUUACAUAGCAUUUGAUUUUAUUUCAGAUGAUCCUAUCUAGACAUUAUUCUAUAGAAUUUUCCUAUAGUGAUUUUCCUAAUGGCAUUAGGCAACAAUAUAGUAUUACCAGUCAUCAUCUUAAUAUUAUUUAAAACAUGGGCCGUAGCCUUACUUACUGACCUUAAAUGUAGCAUUUUCUAGCCACUAGUUAUCCCUAGCCUCCACCAGAGCUUGAGUUAACCCAGAGCCUUGCACAUAGCAGACAAUCACUCUACCUCUGAACUGCACCUCCACUCUACACAAUGGUUCCUAAUUUGAUAUUGCAGGUUGUGUUUGGCCCUGGGGUUUAAUAAAUAAUAAUGUACUACUUUGAUCUUUCUAAGUCUGUUUACUUGAUGUGCUUGCUAUAAAAAUAAUAUCUCAGGCUUAUUGUAUGUUAUAACUUAAAAUAUAUGCCACUAUUUGAAUUAUGGCUGUUUAUUCUUAGAAACCAAGCCUGACAUUCACAGAUUUAUUUGAAAAUAGGUGUUAGCAUUAUUCUUAGAGACAUUUUGUCUAAAAUUUGCUUGGCAUUCCUUUUUCUCUUUGUUUUGCAUGCAUAGAACCACCAUUUUCUUUCUCAUUAUUGAAAACAUCAUUAAUCUUACAUAUUCUCUUUAGACCUUUCAUAUUGAUAAUUAUAAUAUUUGGUUCAAGAAAUGUGUAUCUGUUUGCUAAUAUUAGUUCUUAAUACCUUUCACUCAAUAUUUUACACACUUGACAUAGCUAACAUCUUUUUUUUUCUUUUUUUUUUUUUCUUUUUCCAGUAUUGGGAAUUGAAUUUAGGGACCCAUGCAUACUAAGUAUGCACUCUGUCACUGACCUGUAUCCCCAACCUUCUUUUUUUUUUAAAAAAAAAAAAAACAACUUUUUUUUAUUAUGAGACAGGUUCUAGGUUGUGUAGGCUUGGUUUGAACUCACCAUGUAGUCUAGGCAGGCCUUGAGCUUGGAAUUCUCUUGCAUCAGCCCCUCUGGAGUAGCUGCAAUUAUAGGCAUGUUCUACUGGCCCUGGAUAGUAACAUCUUGAUCAAAGACUAAAAGCAUUAGUACCAAACUCUAAAUGUAAAAUUGAAUUAAAUCUCUUGUAGCAUUGAAGUUUAUAAUCCAUAAUGUUUUCCCACAUAAAAAGCAUUGGAUAAAUUCUCUUAACUACUUCUGAUGACUUUUGCUGGUACACCUCUGCAUGGAAAUAAUCUUGAAAUUUUCACGACUAUUAGAUGUAAUAGAGCGUUAACAUUUGAGAGAUUUAGGCUUGAACUAGGGGUGGCUCAGUGACUGUACAUUUGCCUAGAAUGUGUGAGGCCUUGGGAAUGGGUUUGAGAGGGCAUUAGGUCGGUUUUUCUCCAGUGAUGGGGAGAGAGUGUAGAGCCUUCUCAGACGUAGUAGAUGGGUGCUAUACCACUGAACUCUACAUCCCCAGCUCAGAGAGUAAAUCUUAAUUUGAGAUUGCAGAUCAGAUUUUUCUAUAGGGCUUAAUAAAUAUACUAUGCUGGAUACUGAUUGAACUUUCACUGAUUUAAUAGACUUAAUCACUCCACUAAAAAUAUAUAUAAAUAUAUGUCUAUACAUAUGUAAUAUAAUGUAUGUAAAUGAAUAUAUGACUCCAUUGCAAAUAGUUACAUUUUCUUUGUUUAAAAAAACCUAAGACCAUCUUAGAAUAUAGGAUUUAUAUUGCUUCUAGGCCUUUUGGCUAAGAUAAAGUAUAGAAUAUAGAUGUUAUAUGGUUUUAUUUAGUAUAGGACCUUCUGUAAAGUGGCCACAUUAUUCGGUAAGCUUUUUGACAGAUGAUAGUGACUUAUCAGGCUUAUCUUUGUAGACUAAUGUCUCACUAACACUCAUCAGUAAGGAGGUAGUUUCUAAGCACAUUUCAGGAUUUGGGCAUGUGAAGCUGAUGGUUUUAAUGAGAAGUAAAAAGACACAAAUUCAGUGGUAUAUAUCUUUCUCUUAAUGCUUAUAAUCUUAUGAACUGAAAAUUCAGAAGGAAGAGAGAAAGAGGAAGGACACAGAUUCAUACCAUUUUUUUCUAUGGUACAAUUUUCAUGUUAUCAGGAAAUGUAUAUUCUGUAAAUAUUACCUUAAUGCAAUUUUAUUAUUUGUAAAGUUACUCAACCAGGCAUAAAUGGAUGCAUAUGGUCCCAAUUACUUGAAACACUGAAAUGGAAGGACUACUUGAGCCCCCACCAGUUUGACAGGUUGAGGCCAGCCUAGGAAAUAUAACAAGACCCCCAUCUCAAAAAUAAAUAAUUUUAAUUCAUGUUUGAAAGUUAACAGUGAAAAGUGUGUGUGUCUUUUCAUUUAUAAUGACUUUUCUCAUUAUUUACAUUUGUAACUGUUUUUACUUGUACAAGAGGCUUAGAUGCUUGUAGUGCUAUUGUAAAUGUAGCAUUGCAGUGUAAGACCAAGAAAGGUUAGGGUUUAGGUGAGACUGACAGUUGUUACUAUUCAAAUAUAAACUAUUUUUAAAAAGAAGUCUUAUUUCUGUUGAACCUUUUAAAAUCUGGCUUAGGUAAUAUAUUUCAACUUAAUGUGUAUUAAAUUUAAAGAGUCUCUAGAAGUCAGUGUAAUAGUCAAGUUUAAAAUGAUGCUUUAAUGGCCUUUCUUUUGAUAACAUUUUCCCAUACUAUUUUAAGGAAGGUGUUUUAUCAUUUAACGAUCCCAAACUACAAAUUUAUGAAUGUCAUUCUUGUAUUUUGAAAGGCAGAAACCUUUUCUGGAAUAAACAUAAUUAUUUUGCUCUUCACAAUGUUAAAAUUCCUCUAAUAAAUAAAUGGUUCAGGCAGGGAGACAUCAGUAAUUAAAUUUAAUUGGAAAUAGUUCAAAUUUCAGAUUUUUAGUUUUAUUGAGACUAAAGAAAAUUUCCUUUGGAAAUUUGAUUGCUUUUAUUAGAUAAGCUCAUAUUGACUUAAAAUAGUUUCUAUACUCCUUCCAUAAUCAUGGCUUGUUACAGUGGAUUUUAUUUUUAAAGACCUUUUACAUUUGGACCUUUCUUUUCCUUCCUACUCUGCCUUUUAUUGCUCUCAAAGACUGUAUUUCAUAAACAUGGUUACAAACAUUUUGUAUGUGGCUCUGCUUAUUUUAUAGUUAGCUUUACAUAAGAAAACUUGUUAGGGGAACCAUGUAACUUUCUGUUAAGAAACUUUUACAGGAUAAGGCUUCUGUUUGCUUUGAUAGCGUUAGGGCAAAAAACUUAGCAAAAAGUAACCAGAUACCUGGACAGCUAUUUUCUGUCAGAUUCAUUGCUUAAUGGAGAAAUUCCAUUAAGGCAGAAAAAUAACAAGCGUAUUUGCUUAUCUCUUUGCCAGUCUUUCUGGGAUCCAGAUAGUUAGAAGCAUUUCAGUUAUAACAGGGUGACAGUGUUUUGAAUACAUGAAUAUGCACAUAGUUCAGAAGGGUUAGCUGAAAAUUCAGAAUGACUUUUUUUUUUUUAAGUACUCAGAAGCUAGAUAUUAGUGACACUCCUAUAAUCCAGCACUUGGAGGCUGAGGCAAGAGGAUUGCCUCAAGUUUGAAGGCCAGUCUGGGCUGUAGAAUAAGACUGCACAUACACAGAGAGUAUGUAGAAAUUGUGCUGCUCAUUAACUAUUUAAGGAUUUGUGUAUUUAUCUUAAAAUGUUCCUUUAUUUGUUCCACUGGAAUUGACAAUGAAAAAAAUUAAGCCUUAUUUAUAUCUAACUAUUGACUGCAGAAACUGAUUCAUUGGUAUCUGUACGCAAAA
Messenger RNA from Nannospalax galili (Upper Galilee mountains blind mole rat), 12657 nucleotides. RefSeq names its product neurobeachin like 1 (gene Nbeal1). Gene Ontology annotation, molecular function: protein kinase binding. The transcript is spliced from 56 exons. Gene Ontology annotation, cellular component: membrane; cytosol. NCBI's taxonomy places the organism in Eukaryota, Metazoa, Chordata, Mammalia, Rodentia, Spalacidae. The record is from RefSeq and is a predicted model, not a curated record. Gene Ontology annotation, biological process: intracellular protein localization. The coding region runs from base 327 to 8468 and encodes 2713 amino acids.